Molecule: messenger RNA, 1162 nt
Organism: Oncorhynchus tshawytscha (Chinook salmon)
Lineage: Eukaryota; Metazoa; Chordata; Actinopteri; Salmoniformes; Salmonidae
Gene: olah
Product: oleoyl-ACP hydrolase
Exons: 7
Coding region: 120-881 (253 amino acids)
Biological process (GO): lipid biosynthetic process
Source: RefSeq, a predicted model, not a curated record
UUCGCUAAGAAGAAGAAGAAGAAAAAAAGGAAAGGAGGAGAAGAACCAGGAAGCUUUAAAAUUGAAGGAAUUGCUUUGAGAAAAUGUGAGGUGCCACCACUAUUUAACAGCACAGUAGAAUGGACAAGGUGAUCAACUGCUUCAGUAAGAGACCUGAUGCCGUGGCCAGGCUGAUAUGCUUCCCAUGGGCAGGUGGAGGCUCCAUACACUAUGCACGCUGGGGGAAAAUCCUCACCUCCAUUGAAGUGUAUGCUGUUAAACUUCCUGGCCGGGAGGCUCGAGCCAAAGAGCCCUUCUUUCAAAGCAUGGAGCAGAUUGUAGAUGAGGUCAUCAAUGUGCUACUGCCGGUGCUCAAGGAGAAACCGUUUGCCCUCUUUGGCCACAGCUUUGGCGCCAUGACCAGCUUUGCUAUAGCAGAUACUUUGAAAAGAGUCCACAAGCUGGAACCAAUUCACAUCUUCCUGUCUGGUGCCUCUGCACCCUACUCUGAGAUGCGUAUCCAAGCCCCAAAGAGAAGUGAUUUAUCAGACGAGGAGUUCCUCCAGUGGAUGACCAGGAUUGGUGGGACUCCCCCCGAGUUACUGGCCAAUCCUGAGGUUGUAAAGCUCUUCCUACCUGCGCUGAAAGCCGACCUCCACGUGGUGGAGAACUACAGGUGUGACAAGCCAGAGAGUCCUCUCCUCUCAUGCCCAGUCACAUGCUUCGAUGGAAAGCAGGACAUGCCUCAUGACUUACAAGCAUGGAAAGACAUAUCAUCUGGAGAUUUUGCAGUGCAAAUGCUACCUGGAGCUCACUUUUAUUUAAAAGAUGCAGCCAAUGAGAAGAUCAUAUUGGACUACAUCACAAAGUAUCUGGAGAUGGCGGAAAUGGACUACUUGUAGCUAUGACGGGCACAGUGGCAGUAAAGGAAAUGUAUCAUGUUAUGUUUUCAUUGUAGUAACACAACCAGUUUUACUUAGUCCAAUAAGCAUUUCAACAAUAGUAUCUAUGCCUUUGAGCAAUAAUGCAAAUGAUGGAAGUAGAGUUUGUUGACCAUGUGAAUCUAGCCAAUGCGUCUAGGAUUUUACGAGUGACGUAAGAUGUAUUACAGCCUAAAAUGGAAUCCAGAGAGAUUGCCUGACUAGUUCUCAAAUCAAAUAAAUAAAAUGUUAUUGGUCACGUA